AUGACGAUGCCAGAGCCAACCGCCCCCGAUUUGGAUGAGGUGGAAUUCUAUUACUAUGGGAUUGUCCAAUGUCCAAGGCUUGUCGCACGCUCAAGCCCACACGUCUGGGUCCAUCGACAGAACCCUAAUAAUACGAGAAGCUGUUUCUAUCCGGAGCUGCCCUAUUCCUUGUAUCCGAAAACACUUCACACAGUUGGAAGACACCCGCUAUUGCAUCAGCUAUGGAAUGAUGCCGGAUCUUCUCUCAGAAUACAAAUCUUGCAAGCUAUCAAUGGAAUAGAUUGGACUUCUGUUGAUUUUCUGCGUGUCGGCCACAACGGAGAAUAUCAAAUCACGCUUAUGGUAGCUGUCAGGCCAGGCACACUCACUUGGAACUAUGGGCAUACUGUCGCUUUACGAUGCAAAUCUAUUUUGGACGAACACGGUAUUCAUGACGUGCCUUGCGAGAUACUAGAAGCAGUUCUUCACUUCCGCGCCGAAGGGGAGCCGAAGAACUAUCCCACCGUCGACUCUGAAGUCGAGACUGGUUCCGGCUCAACAACGUUGCAACUAUUUUCAGGGCCAGCCUCGACCAAAGACGAAGAUAGAUCGCAUAAAAUCAAGGAUCUCACUGACAGACUUGGUACCCAAAUAGCCACGAGCCAGUUGAAUAAUGGACCUAUAUCUAGUACCAAGGGCCUGUACCUCUCCAUCCGCCCGGCUUGCUCUGGAGACGAACCUCAAGUCGUAGCCUUGGCUUGUAGGCAUCUGAUGAUUGACUCUGAAACAGAGGGGACACAAAAAUACCAAAAAUCUUGGCCCUUCAGGGACGUCAUCCAAAUGGAUCAGCGCACUUGUAUGAGCCAUCUCUGGCAUUUUGAGGAGGAAAGCAAGAGUGACAGCAAAUCUGGCCACGAGUCUUCUGAAGGCGAUCAAACUCAUGCAGCUGCUUCGCCUGCUGGCUUUGGCGACAACGCCAUGGUUCUUGCACACGCCAUGCACUUCUUUAUAGACGCUUCAUCAAGAGUAUUUGGCCGACUCCUAUAUUCGCCGGGAUUUUCGGUCGCAUUUACGAUGGGAUCAGAUUUUUCCGAAUUUACAUGGCUGAGAGACUGGGCUUUAAUCGAAUUACUGCCAAAUAGUCACCGAGCUGCCCUCGGUUCAAUCCAGAAUAUCGUUUAUCUCGGAACGGAGAGUAGUAUUCGUGACUGCAUGCAACGAAAUGGAGAGCAAUACCAGCGGCGACUCAUGGAUCUACAGAAAUCAUUGAUCACAAAUGGCGAAUUGAAGCUCCAGAGAGUCGCGGUUCCUAUGGAAGAAAUCUUCACCUCUCCUGAGACUGAGAGUGUUUAUGAGUCGGGGCUAUUGGUGGGCAAGUACGGAGCAAGCGGACAGUUAUCGUUCGGUCUCGGCAACACCUUGAAGUCCCUCGUUCGCCAUGUUGUGACAUCGGAAACAGGCAGAGAAACAAAAAUAAUGAGUGAAGAAUGGGCGAUUAUCUCAACUACUAUGAAUCACUCCAGACAUUGGGCAGAGAAUCAUCGGCAGGACGCUUUCGCAUGGGUGGGUGAUUUUGGUUCGUGCGUUUGGGAUAUGCAAGGACGCCCUGCCGGAAUCAUAACGGCGGGCAGCAGCGGUUCCCAACCCGCAAUCGAUGGGCACAUCACAUAUGCCCAGCCUCUGGAGCGCUUGCUGAAGGAUGUUAGCUUGGAUGGCUUUGAUGUAGAGCUCGUUUGA
Messenger RNA from Trichoderma breve, 1716 nucleotides. RefSeq lists its product as uncharacterized. The coding region runs from base 1 to 1716 and encodes 571 amino acids. The transcript has a single exon. The record is from RefSeq and is a predicted model, not a curated record. Lineage: Eukaryota; Fungi; Ascomycota; Sordariomycetes; Hypocreales; Hypocreaceae.